Messenger RNA from Frieseomelitta varia, 915 nucleotides. It is a transcript of the gene ND-23, whose product is annotated as NADH dehydrogenase [ubiquinone] iron-sulfur protein 8, mitochondrial. The transcript is spliced from 4 exons. Gene Ontology annotation, biological process: mitochondrial respiratory chain complex I assembly; mitochondrial electron transport, NADH to ubiquinone. The record is from RefSeq and is a predicted model, not a curated record. Gene Ontology annotation, molecular function: NADH dehydrogenase activity; 4 iron, 4 sulfur cluster binding. Gene Ontology annotation, cellular component: membrane. Lineage: Eukaryota; Metazoa; Arthropoda; Insecta; Hymenoptera; Apidae. Bases 223 to 810 code for a protein of 195 amino acids.
CGAAUAUAGGGAAAACUCCUAUAUUAGCCUUAUGUAAGAAUAGAAUAAGAUGUAUACUCUGUAGUCCAAUAUUGUGCAAAUCAAUUUUGAAUGCGAAAAAAAGUAUUCUUAGUUUGAGGAUAACUAUAAGAUAUUGUAAUAGUGGUAAUUCUAACCGUAACUGAAUAGUGUGUAUAUUGUGAAAAGUGAUUGCAUGAAGUGAAAUUAAUUUAAAAUUCCAACAUGACAUUUCUGAAAACUAUACAACCAGGUUUACAAUUACUUCAAAUUUCUACAAAAAUCUUGUAUGUACCUGUACGAACUAAAUAUUUCAGUAUUGCAACAGACCCUAUUCAUAAUCAUACACAGAGAACAUUCUUAUUAGAAAUCAUUCGUGGCAUGGGAAUUACUCUAACUCACGCAUUGACUGAGCCUGCAACAAUAAACUAUCCUUUUGAGAAAGGUCCAUUGAGUCCAAGAUUUAGAGGUGAACAUGCAUUAAGAAGAUAUCCUUCAGGUGAAGAGAGAUGUAUUGCAUGUAAAUUGUGUGAAGCAAUUUGUCCAGCACAAGCAAUCACUAUUGAGGCAGAGGAAAGAGCAGAUGGGUCUCGUCGUACAACAAGAUAUGAUAUAGACAUGACAAAGUGUAUAUAUUGUGGAUUCUGUCAGGAAGCUUGUCCUGUGGAUGCAAUCGUGGAGGGUCCAAACUUUGAAUAUUCGACAGAAACACAUGAAGAAUUAUUAUAUAAUAAAGAAAAAUUGUUAAAUAACGGAGACAGAUGGGAAUCGGAAAUCGCAAGUAAUAUUCACGCAGAUUAUCUGUAUCGAUAAAUAAACUAUAAAAUGUAGUAAAAUAUUCUAUUUAUAGUACUAAUAAUAAAAAAAUGUAAAUAUUACAUUUAUUAGUACUAAUAAUAAAAAACAUUUAGUAUAUUA